Messenger RNA from Hemiscyllium ocellatum (epaulette shark), 2512 nucleotides. It is a transcript of the gene dennd10, whose product is annotated as DENN domain containing 10. Gene Ontology annotation, biological process: regulation of early endosome to late endosome transport; protein transport. Gene Ontology annotation, molecular function: small GTPase binding; guanyl-nucleotide exchange factor activity. NCBI's taxonomy places the organism in Eukaryota, Metazoa, Chordata, Chondrichthyes, Orectolobiformes, Hemiscylliidae. The transcript has 9 exons. The record is from RefSeq and is a predicted model, not a curated record. Gene Ontology annotation, cellular component: late endosome. Bases 385 to 1437 code for a protein of 350 amino acids.
AAUGUGAAGCUAGAGGUCCUGAAAGAUUACAGUGCGGAAAAGUUGUUUGCAUUUUUGACGGAAAAAUCACCCCUUCCGAAAUUAAAAAAAAAGUGAAAGAGUAACAGUUGUAGUAAGGUUGCAUUAACUCUAAUAGCGAGAAGUUAAUGACAACCUGCAUUGUUGAAAAUAACUGACAUGAACAAGUGGUUGCAUUAAUAGUUACAUUGUGUCAGACAUUGUAUCACUAGAGAACUUCAGUGAUAGCUACAACUGGCAAAGUACAGCAACAGUUUCAUUUCAGUCUGUAGUGAUUUAUUGUUCAAUUCCUGUUGAAGAUAUAUUCGGAGGGAGUGUUUCCCCAUUCAUUUAUAGUAACGGAGCUGCUGACGCGUUGGACAGACCAUGGCUGAGACGCCUCUGAUGCUGAGUGUGGGGCUGGUCGAAAAAGACACAAAUGGUGAUGCACUGUGGGUGUGGUGCUAUCCUACUGUCACAACAGAAUUCCGUGAGCUGCUUUUGAGGAAAUGCUGCCUUUCUGAUGAAAAUGAUGUUCUUCACACCUUUGUCUUUGGCCAGUUCAAAAGAACCUGGUAUUAUAUCACAACCACACAAGUCCAGGAUCCCACUACAUUGUCAAAGGUGACCCAUUUUUCUAUUGUUCUGACUGCCAAAGACUUUAACCCUGAGAAAUAUGCAUCAUUUGGGAGAGUAUUAUGUAGGAUAUACAUGAAAUAUGGUAGCCCAGCCAAAAUGAUGGAAGGUUACAUUUCUGUUCUUACUAAUGGCAUCUGUCAAAGCGAAGAGAAUGGAUCAUUUCUUAUGAAGGAUUAUGAUGCAAGAAAAGCAUACCUUGCUGGAUCCAUUAAAGAUGUAGUAAAUCAGUUUGGAAUGGAAACUAUUAUCCUGUAUACUGCACUUCUGUUGAAGAAAAGAAUUGUGGUCUACCACCCACGCAUAGAAGCAUUGCAGGAGUUUACCAGGACCUUGCCUACAUUAGCUUGGCAUAGGCAGGAUUGGUCAAUACUUCAUCCUUAUGUGCAUUUAAAUCAAAAUGAACUAGAGGCCUUGAAGACUUGUGCUGGCUAUGUAGCUGGUUUCACAGACUUAAAGGUGACUGACCGCCUAGACAUCUACGAUGUGUUUGUGAACCUGGUGGAAAGUGAGAUCGUUGUUGCCCCACAUGCUCAAGAAUCAAUGACAAUGGGUAAACUGCACAAGGACAUUGGGCAAUUCAUUGUUCAAUCAGCUAAUGACCCAGAGAAAUCAGAUGGUCAAGUGAUUAAGGACAUUUCACAGAAAACAAAAGAAAUUUUGGCUAACUUAGCCUCACUGGCACCAGACGAAGGGGGAAAACCCAAGAUCACUCUGGAGAUUCUAAAGGAGCGCCAUUUUCCACCUGCAAUUGAGACCUUCCUCUAUCACGUAGCAGCUGCAGAGCAAAUGCUUCAGAUCUGACUCUUGCUAUUUACAGUGGGAAACCUUUCAUGUAGUCGACCAAGGUGAAUUCUUAGACAAUAUUCAGCUUAAAAGCUGCUUUGGGCAAAUGAAUAAAUGAUUAAAAUUGAACUGGCGCACAGCACAUUACUUGCUGUCUUUUCAGUAAUUGGCCCAUCAAUUAAAUGAAUGUGUAUAUAUAGACUUGCAUAUUAAAGAAUCACCUUACUAAAUCUUUAGUGAAGGAAUCCAUGUGCAAGUCCACAUUAUUCUUCACAAGUUAUGUACUUAACUAGAAAAAACACAGUAAAAAUGAAUACUGCAUUAACACCUCGAGUACACUUCAAAAUUCAAUAUGACCAGUAUGUUUAUUAGCUUAUUUCACUGCUUUUUUAUGUUUGGGUUGUCAAAACUGAUUUUCUAUGAAGUGAUGUUUAGGGUUUAUUGGCCCUCUUCAGAAACAACCUGCACUGAUUACAGGGUUCCACCAUGGGAAGUUUAUCCCGAUCCUUUCUGUGUGAGAGUACCUUUAACACAUGGCAGUGAUUUAGCAAAGUUCCUAAGUUUAUAAGAUAUAGGAGCACAAUUAGGCCAAACAGCCCAUCAAGUCUGGUCCACCAUUCGAUCAAGGCUGAUCUGCUGAUCAUUCCCAUUUUCCUGCCUUCUCUCCAUAUCCCUUCAAUCCAUUACCAAAUAAACAUCUGUCUAAUCUGUCUCUUCCUUAAAUAUAUUCACUGUCCCACAUCCACCACACUUUGGAGUAGUGAAUUCCACAGUGACUCAAGGGUAAUCAGGAAAAUAAAUGCUGGCCUUGCUAACAAUGCUCGAGAAUUUAUAACUAACCUUAUGUAAAGUUCGGUGUGUAUUGUGAACAUAGCAAUUGCUACAUUCCAGAUAGUUUUCAUUCUGAUGAUUUUAUGGUUGGUUCACAUAUUUCAUUGACUUGAUUUGUAUUUUUCUUCUUUCUAAUGGUCAUCUUCUACUUGUUAUUCAGCAACCAUAUUCCUCAAGCCUUUCUUUCAACCCACUGAAUCCCACUAGCAAAUAUUCUACCUAAUCUCACAACAGAAAAAUAAAUUCUCAAAACACACUCCCA